This is a messenger RNA of Coturnix japonica (Japanese quail), 2450 nucleotides long. The record is from RefSeq and is a predicted model, not a curated record. NCBI's taxonomy places the organism in Eukaryota, Metazoa, Chordata, Aves, Galliformes, Phasianidae.
GCGUUCGCCUGACGCGGGCGGUGCGGCGGUGUCGGGGCAGCCUCGGCCCGUGAGCGGAAGGAGGAAGCGCCAUGGCCGGCGCUGAGGCCUGGGCCGGUUUCACACAGGAGGAGCUGCGGCGCCUGCAGCGAGAUUUAUCUGAGCCCUCGGAGCGGCCACGUCGUCCUCACCCUGCAAAUAAGAAUCGGAAGCAAGUUCAGCGAGCACAAGCUGUGCAGCAGCAAUGGCAGCAGCUGGGCCUGCAGGGCGGAGCAGCCCCGGUGCCUCCUGAGCAGCUGCUGUCUGUGCCAGCACAUAAACCUUGUGACCCCCAGCAGCCCGUGCCAACACCGCGUCAUAACCCAGCAGAUCAAAGGCAGCAUGACAGCAGGGAUGAGCAGAAGGAGCCAGUGCCAGCAGGGCCGUGUAAUGGCAGUGACAGCACCCGGAAUGUCACCCCAAAGACGAGCACCAAAGUGGAGAAAAAGAAAGUGGAAUUGUUAAGCAGGCAGGAAAAAUCACGGUGGGAGAUCCUCCAGCAAGAGCAGCGGCUGAUAGAAGAGAAGAAUAAACGCAAGAAGGCACUUCUGGCCAAAGCUAUUGCUGAGAGAUCCAAAAGAACUCAAGCUGAAACAGUGAAGCUAAAAAGGAUUCAGAAGGAGUUACAAGCUUUAGAUGACAUGGUGUCUGCUGACAUCGGCAUCCUAAGGAACCGCAUUGAUCAAGCCAGCUUGGACUACUCCUAUGCCCGGAAGCGGUACGAUAAGGCUGAGUCAGAGUACGUGGCAGCCAAGCUGGACCUCCAACACAAGACAGAGAUCAAGGAGCACCUCACAGAGCACCUGUGCACGAUCAUACAGCAGAAUGAGCUCCGCAAGGCCAGGAAGCUGGAGGAGUUAAUGCAGCAGCUGGAAGUGGAGGCAGAUGAGGAAAAUCUGGAACUUGAGAUAGAGGUGGAGCGGAUGCUGCAGCAGCAGGAGGCAGAAGCAGGGAGACAAGCCAGCCAGUCGCACAGUCGUGCUGGGACAGUUAAAGAAAACUCAGCUCCCACUGUUACAACAAAGGAGAGUGAGCAUGCUAACCAUGCUGCUGCCUCUCCUGCUCCCUCUGAACAGUUGGUGCUGUCUGAAAACUCUGCGACCAAAUCCUUCUCCAAUAUGGACAACCAGACUCAGGCAGUAAAUGUGACUCCAGGAGACUCCCCAGCUCGCUCUGAUACAUGACUACUACUUUCAGACAAGCCAGCUGGUUAUGGAUGCAAUACUCUGCAGGCUUCUGCGGUGCCAGUAAUAUGCACUUCAUUUUAGAGGAAUUUUUACUUAUUUUUUUAUUUUUUGAGAAAAACCUCUUUUGGAGCUCACCAUCUGUCCUUCUCGUUCUAUUCUCUUAGGUUCACUAAUGCCCAGCUCUUCAUGAGGCUUUAUACCUUCCACAUACGACACUCGGAGGCAAACAGUAGGGUUUUUCCAAAGGCUUUUCUGCAUACCAUUAUCACAGAUACCUGUUCCAAACCUUGUGCAAGAGAUAUGUAUCUAUAGGAGAAGGCUUUGCCACUUACGCUGCUUCUAAACACAUUCUGUCCCCUGACAGAUGCUUUGUAUCCAUAAGGGAUAAGUUUUCAACAGUUUUUAAUCCAGUGAAACCAAAGUGUAUAUUUUAAUUAUCUUCAUAGCCUACGCUACUUCCUGUACCUGCUUUAAGGGAUAUUCAUAUAUUGGGGGAAACUGCAAAGUUAAUCGUAGUAUUUCCUUUCUAUUGCUUCCUGUUUCUUUCAGAUCAGCUAAAUCAUGCAAAGCUCGUUAUUGAUAAUAAUAAAUAUAUAAUAAAUAAGCUCAUGAAUGAGUUCAUGAGCUCACAGCAGCUAUGAUUUAACAGAAAUAAUAGGUGCCAAUUUAAGACGUGGCUGAAUGUAUGAUGCAAAAAUAGAAACAAAGAAAACAGUUAUGAUUAAAACUGUUCCAUUAUAAACAUUUUCUUCUAUCAUCGUUGCCUCAGAAUGCUCAUAAUCAGCAUGGACCUUGUGAUGAAUAAUUCCCACAGCAUAUUGGAGUUGAGCCCAUUUUCCUGUAAUGAUCAGCGCAUUCUGUUGCCUGAAGAGUGGGUUUGUACCCCACAAGAAGUUGAGCUGUUUCACUCUGUUGCUGUUGAAAGGCUUUAGUAACUCCUCCAGGUGGAGAAAGUCUCAGGAAUUAAAACAGAGGAUGUAUGAAAGCCUCCAGUAGAGACUGAUGCAGCUGCAAACCUUGGGGACAUUGUGGAUAUACACUUUGUAACACAGGGAAGCUGCUUUCGUUGUGGCGGUGUUUUCUGUUAAUACCUGACCUGAAUAUGUCAGAGUUUGUGAAUGAGUUACAGAAUGAUGCCAUCAAGUGUGUAAAUGGGACACCAAUUGUCUCAAUAGCUUUAAUAGUGGAAACAAAUAUGUCACUACAUUUCAUUUUUAUUCUAUUAAUAAAUCAGUGCAUCUUCUU